This is a messenger RNA of Gekko japonicus, 2640 nucleotides long. Its product is annotated as vomeronasal type-2 receptor 26-like. Gene Ontology annotation, biological process: G protein-coupled receptor signaling pathway. NCBI's taxonomy places the organism in Eukaryota, Metazoa, Chordata, Lepidosauria, Squamata, Gekkonidae. Bases 1 to 2640 code for a protein of 879 amino acids. The record is from RefSeq and is a predicted model, not a curated record. The transcript is spliced from 6 exons. Gene Ontology annotation, cellular component: membrane. Gene Ontology annotation, molecular function: G protein-coupled receptor activity.
AUGGUGGUGCUCUUGGUGCUGCUGUCUGAGCUGCUACCUCAUGUUGGAUGCAAGAAACGUUUGGUUCAUCGCAACAUGGAGAGCCAUUCCAUUCAACAUUGUGUAAGUGAUCCCUUCUUAAUUCUGCAUGAGUUUUAUCGACCAGGAGACUUCAUCAUUGGAAAGAUAACUUCUCAAGCUUUUGGCGUACACCUCGAAACUAAUUUCAGUGAACAACCUUCUGUGUUUUUGAUCAAUGUGGUGCCAAAGAACUACCAGCAUAUCCUUGCCUUGGCAUUUGCUGUAGAGGAGAUAAAUGAAAAUCCCACACUCUUACCUAAUGUCACUUUGGGUUUCCACAUCUAUGACAGCUUCUAUAAUGCCAAGAUGACAUAUAAGGCCACACUGGACCUUCUUUCCACACAGCAUAGGCUAGUCACUAACUACCAGUGUGAUGUUCAAAACAAUUUGAUAGCUAUCAUUGGAGGGCUUGACUCUUGGAUCUCACUCUGUAUGGCUACCAUAACAAACACCUACAAGAUUCCACAGCUGACCUAUGGCUCCCUUGUCUCAGGGCUGAGUGACAAAACAUUGUUCUCAUCCAUGUAUCAGAUGGUCCCCAAUGAAUCCAACCAGUACAUUGGGAUCGCCUAUUUACUCCAGCACUUCAAAUGGACAUGGGUUGGGAUAUUUACAAUGGAUUAUGCCAACGCAGAGAGGUUUUUGCAAGAUUUAGUGCCAGUGCUUUUCCAGAGAGGUGUCUGCUAUUCCUUUAUAGAAAAAAUGCCCAAAUGGACCUACACUGAAAGAAUGAUAGAGCUGUUGUCAAAUAACCUGGCAACUUUUUCAAGACACAUGAACAGUAACGUCAAUGUGUUUGUUGUCCACGGUCAAGCACCAUCCAUGUAUUAUUUGUCCUGUUUUUUGCACAUGGCAGGCCUUCAAUCACCUAUAGGGAAGUUGUGGAUUUGGACAACCCACUGGGAGUUUGAAUCAAGUACUAAUCAAAGAGACUGGGAUAUCCAACCCUUCCAGGGUGCCAUAUCCUUGACAGUUCACUCAAAUGAACCUCUAGGAUUCCAGAUAUUUCUUCAGAAGAUAAAUCCUUCCUGGGCAAAAGAAGAUGGUUUUAUCCAUGACUUUUGGGAACAGGCAUUCAACUGCUUAUUGAAACCUUCCAGCAUGGGUGAGGGUGAGAAUAUCAUGGAACCCUGCACUGGGAAGGAGAAGUUGGAGGAUCUUCCUGGACUUUUCUUUGAAAUGGCUAUGAUUGGCCACAGCUACAGUGUCUAUAAUGCUGUCCAUGCUAUUGCACAUGCUCUACAGACUAUGUGUGAAACCCAGUCUAAAUACAGAGCAUUUGUGCCUGAAAGGCAGCUACAACCUUGGAAUCUGCAGCCUUGGCAGCUUCACUCCUUUCUGAGGAGCACAGUAUUCAACAGCAGUGCUGGAGACACCAUUCAUUUUGAUGAAAAUGGAGAAAUAAUUUCAGGGUUUGAUGUUGCAAUGUGGGUAAUUUUCCCAAAUAAAUCUCUUGUUAAAGUAAAAGUGGGACAAGUGGAUCCUCAGGCUCUUUCAGGCAAAGAAUUAACAAUACAGGAUGAAAGAAUCCACGGGAAUACAUGGUUUAGCCAGCCUACUUCUGUGUGCAAUGACAACUGCUAUCCUGGUUACAGCAAGCAGCAGAAGGAAGGACAGCCAUUUUGCUGCUACGAUUGUACUCAGUGUCCAGAAGGGAUGAUCUCUACCAAGAAGGAUAUGGAUUACUGUAGAAGCUGUCCACCAGAUCAUUAUUCAAAUGCACAACACAAUCAAUGCAUUCCUAAAGUCAUAAGCUAUCUCUCUUAUGAAGAACCUUUGGGGAUGAGUUUUUCUUUGACUGCUAUUUCUUUUGCUGCCAGCACAGCUUUGGUGCUUGGAACCUUCAUUAAACACAAGGACACUCCCAUUGUCAAAGCCAACAACCAGAGCCUCACCUACAUUCUACUCAUCUCCCUCCUUCUUUGUUUCCUUUGCUCCUUGUUCUUCAUUGGGAAGCCAGGGAGAGUAACCUGCCUUGCACGACAAAUGGUUUUUGGCAUCACCUUUUCUGUAGCUCUUUCUGCAGUACUAGCUAAGACCAUCACUGUGGUUAUUGCAUUCAUGGCUACUACACAAGGAUCCAGAAUGAGGAAGUGGGUCAGCAAAAAAUUAGCAAUUUCCAUUAUCCUUUUUUGCUGCUUUAUUCAAGGUUGUAUUUGUACUUUUUGGUUAAAUACUGCUCCUCCAUUCCCAGAUGUUAAUAUGUACUCAGUGACAGAAGAAAUUGUAUUGGAAUGCAAUGAAGGCUCCAAGAUCAUGUUUUACUGUGUCUUGGGCUAUAUGGGCUUUUUGGGCAUUGUUUGUUUUACUGUAGCUUUCCUAGCCAGGAAGUUACCUGACAGUUUCAAUGAAGCCAAGUUUAUCACUUUCAGCAUGUUGGUCUUUUGCAGUGUUUGGCUGUCUUUUGUUCCAACCUAUCUAAGCAUAAAAGGGAAAUACAUGGUAGCUGUGGAGAUCUUCUCCAUCUUAGCCUCCAGUGCUGGGAUGCUGGGUUUCCUCUUUCUCCCCAAAUGCUAUCUCAUUGUGAUAAAGCCUGAACUGAACAACAGGAAACAAUUAAGAAUGAGGGAAAAAACCUAA